AUGGCUAUCACAAUAUCAGAGGCCUAUAAAUCAUUAGAAUUGGGAGCAUCUUCGAGCCAUGCCUCUGAGACUCCACAAGCUCUGCUCAAUCUGUCUUCAAUCUGGGAGAGAUCCAUUUUGAAGAAUGAGAAGUUAUUGCUCUCAACCAGAAAGAGUGAUCCUGUUACCAUCUUUCAUGGGUCCAAAGCACCAAACUUGAGUGUUACACAGUACAUGGAACGCAUUUUCAAGUACUCUAAUUGCAGCCCAUCUUGCUUUGUGAUUGCACAGAUAUACAUGGAAAGGUUUCUUCAGAAAAAGGGUGGUUACCUCACUUCUUUCAAUGCUCAUCGCCUCCUAAUCACUGGUGUUAUGAUAGCAGCUAAGUUUCUUGAUGAUAAGUACUAUAGCAAUAGCUACUUUGCCAGAGUAGGGGGAGUUAGUACAGAGGAGAUGAAUAGGAUGGAGAUAGAGUUUUUGUUUAAUCUGAAAUUUAGACUCUUUGUGACAAAAGAGUUGUUUCUCAAAUAUUGUGAGAAGCUUGAUAGAGCCAUUUAA
This is a messenger RNA of Sphenostylis stenocarpa, 537 nucleotides long. The record is from the annotation of a GenBank genome assembly. Lineage: Eukaryota; Viridiplantae; Streptophyta; Magnoliopsida; Fabales; Fabaceae.